This is a messenger RNA of Ananas comosus (pineapple), 1202 nucleotides long. Its product is annotated as derlin-1. The coding region runs from base 93 to 815 and encodes 240 amino acids. Gene Ontology annotation, cellular component: endoplasmic reticulum membrane; Hrd1p ubiquitin ligase ERAD-L complex. Gene Ontology annotation, molecular function: ubiquitin-specific protease binding; misfolded protein binding. The record is from RefSeq and is a predicted model, not a curated record. The transcript is spliced from 7 exons. Gene Ontology annotation, biological process: endoplasmic reticulum unfolded protein response. Lineage: Eukaryota; Viridiplantae; Streptophyta; Magnoliopsida; Poales; Bromeliaceae.
AUAGCUUUGAGAGAGAGAGAGAGAGAGAGAGAGAGAGAGAGAGAGAGAGAGGGGGGGGGGGGGGGAUUCGAAUCGAGUGCAACUGUUUGGGGAUGUCGACUCCCGCGGAAUACUAUAAGUCGCUUCCACCAGUGAGCAAGGCCUAUGGCACAAUUUGUGUGUUGACCACUGCCGCAUACCAGUUGGGUCUCUUGAGUCCUUUACAUAUUGCUUUAAUCCCUGAGUUAGUAUUUAAACACUUUCAGAUUUGGAGGCUGUUUACAAACUUCUUUUUCCUCGGAAAAUUCUCUAUCAACUUUGGUAUUCGCCUCCUUAUGAUAGCAAGAUAUGGUGUACAGUUGGAGAAGGGUCCAUUUGAAAAACGUACUGCCGACUUCUUGUGGAUGAUGAUAUUUGGUGCCAUUACUUUACUGGCAUUAUCUGCUGUACCACCACUCUGGUCUCCUUUCUUAGGAAUAUCUAUGGUUUUCAUGCUUCUUUAUGUUUGGAGUAGAGAGUAUCCAAAUGCACAAAUAAACAUAUAUGGCCUUGUCAGCCUGAAGGCAUUUUAUCUACCUUGGACGAUGCUUGCGUUGGAUGUGAUAUUCGGUUCGCCUCUUAUGCCUGAUCUUCUGGGAAUCGUUGCUGGGCAUCUUUACUACUUCCUCACAGUGCUGCAUCCACUUUCUGGCGGAAGAAACAUACUAAAGACUCCCCUCUGGGUACACAGAUUAGUUGCUCGGUGGAGGUUGGGAGUGCAGUCGAACUCGCCAGUGCAACCUAGCAGCAGUUCCAGCGGCGCAUUCAGGGGAAGAAGCUACCGACUCGACAGAUAAAUAGGGUUUGCUUUUGCACGAUAAAUUUCCUGUGAUAAUCAAUGAAGUUUUAGUCUUUUCACAUAAUGUACCAUCGAUGGAUAGAUUCAUUGAAUUAUUUACGUUUUAUUGACUUAGUUUGAUCAAAAUUCAAUGAAUCUAACCAGUCAUUAGGAAAAAGUGAAGCUGUUAAUAUCACUUUCCACCUGUUAUUUUUUUUACCUUCUGUUUGAUGGAAGAACUAAGGUGGUAGGUAUAUAUCUGACUUGUACUGGUGGAUGUGGGUGUUUUAGAUCUUCAGAAUUUUCAGCAUCUGUUUAAUUCUUCGCUUCACAUGAAGUUAGAAGAAUUUGCCAUCUUUCUCUUGUGGUUUUAUGAAAGUGGAUCACCAAACAGGUUGAUUUUUAA